Manduca sexta (tobacco hornworm) is the source of this 1201-nucleotide messenger RNA. RefSeq lists its product as uncharacterized. The transcript is spliced from 2 exons. Gene Ontology annotation, biological process: tRNA wobble uridine modification. The record is from RefSeq and is a predicted model, not a curated record. Bases 340 to 1083 code for a protein of 247 amino acids. Lineage: Eukaryota; Metazoa; Arthropoda; Insecta; Lepidoptera; Sphingidae. Gene Ontology annotation, cellular component: elongator holoenzyme complex.
UGUGUCAAACUUGAUAAGAUAUUUUGUCAAAUGUCAAAUUGACAUUCUUUAGCAAAAACAUAUUGUCUUUUUACCUUCGUAUUUUUCUUUAAAUCUAUACAGACUAACGUUUCAAUUUUGUACUUAGAAGUUUAUCGUGUAGAAUCUUCUUGUAUGUAUUGGUGCAUAUAUUUGGUCAACAGUUAUAAAGUUUCAUAACCUAAAAUAGCUGCUAAACGGUGAAAUCACGUUCGAUGUUUAUGUGAUAAACUAAAUUUAAUUUGGUAUAUUGAAAAUUUAUGAUUUUAUAAAAACUUUAAUAAAGAGUAAUUUCAUUAAAAAUACCAAAUAAUAAAAAGGAUGUCGUCAGAUAUCAUAGCCUGUCUCCAAUUGGAUAAAGAAUUAUCUAAUAGAGUGAUUGUUGCUAAGGAGAUAAAUGGCUGUGAUAGCUCAUUCAUUGUUAGUUGUGUACUAAACCACUGUGUCAAAAAUAAACAUCCAGUGUUCAUAUUGUCAACACAUCACUCUUUGCAGCAUUACCAAAAUAUCAGUCUAAAAAUGAAUUAUAAUUUACAAAGACAUAUGGACUCGGGAAUUAUAGGUUUCUUUAAUAUAGGGGAAGAUGCUGUUGAAAAGUUAUUUAGAAAUGAAAAUAAUUCAUUACAAGAAUUGAUAUUCACAAUCAAAGAAAAUAUAUGUAAAUUACAAUGUGAAACAAAUAAUUCUGUUAAUAUUAUCCUGGAUGGAGUCUCACAUCUCUUUGAUUUGGGUUAUGAUUUAAGGGAAGUUAAUCAGUUUUUAAGAAAUAUCAUUGUUCUAACAUAUGAGACAAAUGCAUUUAUAUUAUGUCUUUGUAAUUCUGCAGAAGAUGAUGAUGCUACACAAACAAUAUCCAACCUAUUAUCUCAUAAAGCUGAUACAGUAUUGGAAGUUGAAAACUUGCCAUCAGGCUUAAGUGCAGAUGUGUCUGGGCAUUUGACAAUUAAACAUCCAGGUCAAAAAUGGCAAAAUGACCAUAUGAACACAUUAAAUUUCAAACCAUCUAAAUACCUUUUCAAAUUAUUUGAUAGAGGUGUUAAAUUGUUAGCACCUGGUACUGUUUAAUGUAUUUUUCUUGAUUUGAAAUUUUUUUUCCUAAUGUCUUGUUAUGUAUGUAAGGUCAGGUGGGGCAAGUGCGCCGACGGGGUAAGUGCACCUGCCCUAAAAAAAUCGAGAACUAUUG